AUGAAGCUAUUGAGCGUGGCCACUGCCUUGCUUGCCGCAGUGCCUUUUACACAAGCAUACUGGAAGGGCUUUAACGUCGCCGCCGAGAACCCAGACGGCUCAUGCAAAACACAAGCCCAAUGGGUCUCUGCUUUCAAGAGCUUGUCCUCGCUUCCUGGUCAUUUCACCUCUGUCCGUCUAUAUGCCUCUUCGGAUUGUCAGACUCUGGCUCUUGCCGUUCCUGCCGCCAUCUCAACAGGAACUCAGUUGCUCGUUGGUGUCUGGACUCAAGAUGGUGGCCAUUUCAAGAGGGAGAAGGAUGCUCUCGAGAGUGCCAUCAAGAAGUACGGUCAGGACUGGAUCAUCGCCAUUAGUGUUGGAAGCGAAGACCUGUACCGCAAAGAGAUCAGUGCAUCAUCUCUUGCAACGAAGAUUUACGAUGUUCGCGGCAUGGUUCGCGCCAUGGGUNGGACGGCAUGGGUAGAUGGUGCAAACACCGAAGUGAUCAAAGCAUCUGACUUCAUCGGUCUUGAUGCGUACCCCUACUUCCNNGAAGGCAGCAGUAUCGACCAAGCGAGCAACACAUUCUGGAGCGCCAUCGACAGAGUCCGUGGGGUCGUCGACAAGGUUUCUCCUGGCAAAUGGGUAUGGGUGACUGAGACCGGUUGGCCUGUCAGUGGACCCAACUACGGCAAUGGAGUUGCCAGCGUUAAGAACGCUCAAACCUUCUGGAAGCAAGUUGCUUGCGCUGCUUUCAAGCAAGUGCAUAUCUUCUGGUAUGUCCACCAGGACUACCAAGCGUCACCANGUUUUGGUGUCAUUGACCGUAAUGGCAAAGCCAUCUACGAUCAACAGAGUUGUUGA
This is a messenger RNA of Aureobasidium musti, 843 nucleotides long. The record is from the annotation of a GenBank genome assembly. NCBI's taxonomy places the organism in Eukaryota, Fungi, Ascomycota, Dothideomycetes, Dothideales, Saccotheciaceae.